UGUUGUGAUUCAACUGUCAAUGAUUUUUAUUUUAUUCGUAUUUUUUUUUCUUGAUUUGAGAACACUAGCGAAUUUAGAUUGAUAACGCUAAAACUGACCCAAUUGCCUUUGGUAAAACAAGCUUUUAAGGUUUGAUCGUUGGCACCAGACCGAGAGCUAGCUAGUAUGUGCCUGUCUGCCAUUCGACAUUGUUAGCCAACUGUAUCUUUUAAUCCCAUUAGUAUCUGCUCAUAAUAUACCCUAAUUAAAUAUUGAACGUGUUAUCAAUGUGUCCGUGACUAACCCGUGUUGUAAAUGGUGCUCUUGUUGUGUUUACCAGUCACCUAUGGACAUUGUGAUGAUGAAUGGACAUUUGUGUAAUGAACUACACUGCUUAGUUAAAUAUUAAAGCAACCCCCAUAUAGCAAGCAUAGCGUCUCUCUUCUUCUUUUUUGUUUUUGCAAACUUGCCCUCUUGGUGAAGGAAGUAGUAUAUGGGAUGACGUUAGAAUGUUUUUAUUCAGAUUUGAAAACCUUUAUUUAACUAAAAAAAUAAACACCCAUUGAGACCAAGGUCUUUUUUCAAGGGUGAUCUGGAUACGAAGGCGGAGCACAAUUCAAGUCAUAACAAUAUACUGUACAUAAAAGAACAUAGUUCUGUGUAAAAAAAAAAAAGUAUACAUAAAAGAACACAGUACAAUUACAAACAGAAGACUGGACUACUGUCCAUAGACUACCAUUCUCCCAGAAUGGAGACCAGUAAAUUAUACUGACUAAAUGUACAAAAUGCAAGCACAACAAAACAACAGCAGUCUAGCAUAUCACAACACAAUAGGGGGAAAAAGGACAAAGGCAAUGGGCAAAAAAAAGUGCAUCUGAGCAGGAACAACUAUCAAGAAAUUCAGCACUUUUUAGUCUAAAACUAUGCAACAGAUUAAUGAGGCCAGUUUGAGUCGACUCUGGAGGUCAGUCCAGGAGCAAGGGCCAAGGUAAAUAUGAUUUGGCAAUUCCAAUAAACCCUGUCUUUUUAAAUUUAAAUAUUCAAAUUUGUUUUAUGUGGAACGUAUCCUCAGCUAUUUGCUGUAAAACUCACUUCGUCGUGGUUUUUGUGAUCUUUCUGUACUGCCCUAAGAUGAAAAAAGGCUAUAUAAGAAAGUAGUAAUUGUGUGAAGGAAGUAUGUUGAAGUGAUACAAAGAGACUAAGGCCCACCAAACACCAGGCGAUUGAUCUUCGCACACACAGCCAACUUGCUGCAAUGGAGAAACUGCCACCCCUGGUGUGAUCAAUUUCGGCAUUCCGGCAACAGAAACGUGAGGGUCCAGGUACAGGUAAAUUUUUAGAAGAUGGAGAGCUCAAGCAGCAGCAAGCCGGUCAUGGUGACGUCCUCCCUCAACUUCAAAGUCACCACGCCGUCCUUUUACAACCAGCCAAAGAAGUUCGCCUCUGUGGCCCCACCGCAGCCCAAGAGCACGACUCCGCCCUCCGCGCCGUCACCAACGCCAAUGCCUGUGGGCACAGGCGUGAUCGGACGUGUUGGAGAUCUUCCCCCACCGCCCCCCUCGCUCUGUGAUGAUUUCCCACCCCCUCCUCCACCUCCUCCAAUGGAUGAUGACUUGCCGGCCCCUCCCCCUGAAUGCCAGAUCACACCGCUGGCCUCAGAAGCCCCCCCGCCGGCCUUCCCGGCUCCCCCACCCGUAGCAGAUGACCUUCCCUUACCUGCCGCCCCUGAGGAGAGUGCCCGUUUGACGAGCUUCCCCACACCCCCUCCUCCUCCCCCACCACCUCCACCCGCCGCCACUGCUACCAGUUUUCCCAGCGGUGUUGGGCACAUUCAGAGGGCUGUGACCAAGCAAACAAGCUUGGAUAAGCAAAUCGACUCUCUGACAGACUUGCUUUCCGAAAUGGAGACGCGGGGGCCCUUCAACCCUAAGUUGCCAAACCAGUAUUCUGCAGCACCAUCCCCCAAACCAGCCGGUCCUCCACCAACAGCCCCCAAGCCAGCCCUCUCUUUUCUCCCUCCUCCCGAGAUGGGAGACCGCCCACCUCCUGCGCCCUGGGCAGAGGAGCUCAAAGCUCGGACGAACCGACAGGCCAACCACGACUCGCCACCACCACCAGUAGCCAAGUCCCCAUUUGGAGCAAGAAUAACCACUUCGUCUUCCUCGCUGGCGAAAAAACUCAACCAGAACCUGAACCAGGCUCCCUAUUCAGGCAGUGGUCCGCAGAAAACUCCCCCCCCGUCUGGCACCAGCACUUUCUCCCCAGUUCCAGACUCUCCGCCUGCACCUGCAGCACCGCCUGAAAGUGUGGCCCCCAAUCACAUGAAGAGUCCUCAGUUUGUCGGUCAGAACCGAAACCCGCCCGCUGCCGUGCCUCCUCCCCAACCUAAGACCAUGGCGUCCCCUUCACCCUGCUCCUUGAAUCAACCAAUGAAAUCCCCCCCUGCAUCCACGCCAUCACCCCCUGGUCCAGUGUUAACCUCAGGAGGAGGCGCACCGCUCAACAUGAGGGAAGUGGAGGAACUUGAGAGAAUGACCAAGGACUUCAUUAAAAAAAUGGACGCUCACCCACCUGUUGGCCCUGCCCCACCAACUGACGUAUGCGGCAAGUGUGGCGAGGCACUGUCCCGCACUCAGCCGGCCGUGCGGGCCAUGGAGAAACUUUUCCACUCCAACUGCUUCUGUUGCAUUACAUGCCAUCACCCCCUGCAGGGCAUGCAAUUCUACGAUAGGGAUGGCUCUCCUGAGUGUGAGGACUGCUACAUGAAUUCUCUGGCGAUGUGUUCCCGAUGCGGGGAGAGAAUCACGGAUCGUGUGCUGAAGGCGGUCGGUCAGUGUUUCCAUUCCCACUGUUUCCGCUGCAGCACCUGCUCUUGCAUACUGGAGGGGGCGCCCUUCAUCACCGACGACAACAAUAACCCCUACUGUGUCCAGGAUUACCACAGGCGUUUCUCGCCGCUGUGUGUCAGCUGCAACGAGCCCAUUAUUCCAGCACCAGGCAGCGAGGAGACGGUUAGAGUUGUGGCUCUCGACAAGAACUUCCACCUUAAGUGUUACCGCUGCGAAGACUGUGCUCGCCCUCUCUCCAUAGAAGCGGACGAGAACGGCUGCUAUCCGCUGGAUGGUCGUAUCCUGUGUAUGAAGUGCCACGCCAAGCGAGCCAAGUAGACAGCGCAGUGAACCUUCUCCCCACCCCCCCCCCCCGCCCCACUUCCGGUUAAAUCUGAACCAAAUCCAAAAGCACAGGUUCCAUUCAGCUUUCGGCCUUCGCGAUAGAGGGCUUAGAACAGUGUUUAGUGUGAAUGUCUUAUGUGAAAAAGGGUGCGUUUUGCAUGGUGUGCUGCGUCCUCUCGUCUUCGUUCGUUCCACUUUAGUGCAGAGGUAAUGUACUGCACCGCCACAGAGCUCUUCCUGUAGAGUAGACUAAGCCUUUUCGAUGUCGUAUGUUGAUGCUAAAAACGCAUCUAUCUUGCACAGACCGCUUGGAUCAUAGAGGAGUCCAGUAGCACCAGGGAGCAGGAUGCUACCAAUUCAGAACACUCAAUCUGCUGCUCUCAUGGCCUAUAAGGAUCGCAUACAGUAGAUUCUCUCAGCGGGACCCCUGUGUUUGUUCAUUGCCACUUUCGUUUGGCUGCUGGUUGAGGAGAUUUUAAAACACGUAAGCAGUCGGCAUGCCAGCAUGUAAUAUCCUGCUCGGUAACACUUACGGUAAUUGAAACUAGUCAAGAGCCGAGUUAAGUAUUAAACACAUUCUGUAUGGUUCGACAAGCUGCGAACAAAGAGCCACGCAAAGCUUUACCAGCACAGAUUCCAUUAUGGGGAUCUCAUCAUGUAGCUAACAGUGUCACCAACAAACAGGACCCACUGUGGGAUUUUUUCCUGAAAGAUCUUUGGUGCCACUUUGACUCUAAAGCCCAAGCACACAAUGGUAGGCAUUGUCUUUCUGUUGCAUCACAUUAGAACCUAUUUGUUUCACCUAAUAUUAUAAUAUAUGGACCUUUUUAAAAUUCCUACCUAAGUGUGCUGUUCUAUCAUUAGAAAUUACCUUAAAGACUUUUAGGUAACAUAUUUGAAGCAUAGUGACCAAAUAUUUAGAAGCUGUAUAACGGAAGUGCUUGGAACAUUUUUUUUUUUUUUUUCUUUUACUCAUUUUUGAGCCCUGUCCUUUGACCAUGAUCUCCUCUUGAGUUUAAAGUAAACACUUCCAUUACCUUCCAUUAUUCAACUUUUCUACUUCUGUAUUCUUUUAUUGUACUGUAUUGUUUACGUCUUCAUUCCUAUCGUUCACUAUUGCAUUCCGGCGGUCCCUUACAAUGGAAGCUGGUUUACAUCCAUAGAAAUUUAUUCCUCACCGAGUCCGGUGCAAGAAAACAUGACAGUAGUGACUCACCAUUGCAUGCUCGCUGUGUACUGUGGGUGCUGGCUUUCAUCAAGUAUUAUACGGUCUUCUGCACCAACAGCUUUAAAUGCCUUUGCGUGCUCAAAUACUUAAGACGAUGCCUGCAUACAUCCGAUGUGACGUUGCCUUGUCCUUUUUGUAUAACUUUUUUAUAUAAACAAACUGUUUAUGUGUGUAUGUAUAUGUUUAAAAAAAAAAAAUAUCUAGCCCCAUUCAAAGAAAAAAAUAAAUCAAUAAAAUGUUAUUGGAUGUCUUUGAUUGAUUUCCUAAACUGUACUGGCCAUUUCAUUAGGUACACAGGAACAAUUGUCUGUCAUGUGACAGCUACAAAAUGUGUUUCCUGCCCUCCUCGACGAUGAAAAUGCAGCACGCUGUUUGUGGACCCUCAGGACCCCACUCGUCUAUCAGUCGCCACCAGUCAUGAGUUGCACUGAUAAUGACGACAGCAUGUGUGUAUAUGGGAAUGUUUACCUUUUAUAAUUUGUUUACACUUAUCCAUUGCAGUUCAAUUAUAAUUAAAAACCAAUGAUUGGCCUGUAUUUAUC
Molecule: messenger RNA, 4922 nt
Organism: Phycodurus eques (leafy seadragon)
Lineage: Eukaryota; Metazoa; Chordata; Actinopteri; Syngnathiformes; Syngnathidae
Gene: zyx
Product: zyxin
Exons: 10
Coding region: 1323-3146 (607 amino acids)
Biological process (GO): transforming growth factor beta receptor signaling pathway; integrin-mediated signaling pathway
Source: RefSeq, a predicted model, not a curated record